AUGGAGCAGGGUAAGACUCAAGCCCAAACUUUGCGUACUCGUGACAUUGUUUGUUAUAAGUGUCAGGGCAAGGGACACUACGCCCGGGAUUUCCCAAACAAACGAGUAAUGGUCCUAAAGGGGGAUGGCGAGUAUGAAUCCCAAGAUGAGGCAGAGACCGCAGCCGUGAUCUCGGAUGAGGAAGUGACCGACUACCCAGAGACAGGCGAGCUACUAGUGACCCGGAGAGCUCUUAGCACCCUCUUUGAUCCAGAAACCAUCCAGCGGGAGAACAUCUUUCACACAAGAUGUAGUAUUGAUCACAAGGUAUGUAGCUUGAUCAUUGAUGGUGGUUCUUGUACUAACGUGGCUAGCAAGUAUCUUGUUGAUAAGUUGGGAUUAGUCAAAACUGCCCAUCCUCGGCCAUACCGUCUCAAAUGGCUCAAUGACGAGACUGAGCUUAAGAUUGCCGAACAAGUUGUUGUAUCCUUCGGUAUUGGCAAGUAUCAUGACCAGGUCAAGUGUGAUGUUGUACCCAUGCAAGCCGGCCAUAUACUUCUAGGAAGGCCAUGGCAGUUUGACAAGGAGACUCUUCACCAUGGGCGUACCAACAUCUAUAGCUUCACCCACAACAACAAGAAGCACAGCCUAGCACCUCUCAGCCCCCAAGAAAUUCAUGACAUGCAGAAGGCCAUGGCACAGUCCAGCCAGGAAGGAUGUUUUGCAGGUUUUGAGGCUCCUGAAGUACCAGAUGUAGUGCAAGACCUCAUGGGACGUUACAAGGAUGUCUUUCCUGAUGAGAUCCCAGCCGGCUUACCCCCUGUCUGUGGCAUAGAACAUCAGAUCGACCUUGUACCCGGCACGCCCCUACCAAACCGAGCUGCUUACCGUGUCAACCCCGAGGAGGCUAAGGAGUUGGAGCGGCAGGUCCAAGACCUCAUGGACAAAGGCUACAUCCGCGAGAGCCUUAGCCCCUGUGCGGAAGGAGAUGAAUGGAAAACCGCCUUCAAGACCAAACAAGGACUGUACGAGUGGCUGGUGAUGCCAUUUGGCCUUACCAACGCCCCUAGCACAUUCAUGAGGCUUAUGAACGAGGUCCUCCGACCUUACAUUAGUAAAUUCAUGGUUGUGUAUUUUGAUGACAUCCUGAUUUACAGCAGGUCUUUAACUGAACACCUUGGGCAUCUAGAACAGGGCCUGAAGGUUGACGAGGAGAAGAUCAAGGCGAUACAAGACUGGCCGACCCCGACCACGAUCGAACAUGUCCGCAGCUUCCAUGGACUGGCCAGUUUCUAUCGACGAUUUGUGAAGGAUUUCAGUACCAUCGCCGCCCCAAUGACCUCCGUGAUCAAGAAGAAUGUAUCCUUUACUUGGGGUCCUGCCCAAUAG
Messenger RNA from Brassica napus (rape), 1368 nucleotides. RefSeq lists its product as uncharacterized. The coding region runs from base 1 to 1368 and encodes 455 amino acids. Gene Ontology annotation, molecular function: nucleic acid binding; zinc ion binding. NCBI's taxonomy places the organism in Eukaryota, Viridiplantae, Streptophyta, Magnoliopsida, Brassicales, Brassicaceae. The transcript is spliced from 4 exons. The record is from RefSeq and is a predicted model, not a curated record.